AUGAAGGCUCCUAAACCAUUGACAAUUGUCAUAAAACUCGGAACGAGCUCUAUUGUGGAUGAGAAGACCCACGAGCCUCUUCUUUCUAUCUUAUCUCUCAUUGUUGAGACGGCUGUCAAGUUGCACAAAGAUGGCCACAAAGUCGUUAUUGUCUCUUCUGGGGCUAUUGGAGUGGGUCUAAGGCGAAUGGAUCUUGAAAAGAGACCAAAACAUCUUCCUAGAAUUCAGGCAUUAGCGGCCAUUGGUCAAUGUCGACUCAUAAGCCUUUGGGACAGCUUAUUCGGUCAUCUGCGUCAACCAAUCGCCCAAAUCCUGCUCACAAGAAACGACAUUGCAGAUCGUACACAAUAUCUGAAUGCUCAAAAUACAUUUGCAGAGCUCCUUGAGAUGGGCGUUAUCCCAAUAGUCAACGAAAACGACACCAUUGCUGUCUCAGAAAUCAAGUUCGGAGACAAUGAUACCUUGUCAGCUAUCACAGCAGCAAUGGUGCAUGCAGACUAUCUAUUUCUCAUGACAGACGUCGAUUGUCUGUAUGACAAGAACCCUAGAACCAAUCCGGAUGCUCAAGCCAUUGAAGUGGUAGAGGACAUCGCAGCUCUGCAAGCUGAUGUAUCAAGUGCAGGGUCAGCCCUAGGCACAGGCGGGAUGUCCACCAAAAUCGUCGCCGCACGCCUCGCAACUUCAGCAGGAGUGACAACAGUCAUAACUCGCUCAUCCAACCCAGGCAAUAUUGUCAACAUCGUACGCUACGUGCAGAAUCUGAAAGCCGCAUCCGGGUCUCUGCCAUCUACCCCCCCAUCUGGAAAAACCAUAUACUCGACAUCUGCAUCUCAUGAGGAUCCACUUGCUCGAUCAACUGCUUCUCUGGAAGCUGCUGUUGUUGCCCCACUACAUACCCGCUUCAUUCCAUCGCCACAACCUAUCCGUGAUCGGUAUUUCUGGCUUCUGCACGGUCUUGCUCCUCACGGUACAGUAUAUAUCGAUGCCGGAGCACAUCGAGCUCUAGCAGAUAAGGCGGGAUUACUCCCUGUAGGAGUUGUAGACGUAGAAGGUGCAUUCGCGCAGCAAGAAGCUGUGCGUGUUGUCGUGGUUGAUCGAAUCCCUAAAGAAGCUCUUCAAAGCGGCGGAUUGGCACCGAAGCUAUGGGAAGGGCCUGGGAUGGAGGUUGGAAGAGCACUGGUCAACUACAGUGCAGCGGAGAUCAUGCGGAUCAAGGGAGUCAGGAGCAGCGAGAUUCAGGGAUUGUUGGGUUAUGCGGACAGUGAAUAUGUUGCACUUCGGGAGAAUAUUUCGUUCUUUGUUAGGGAGAGUAGACCAGUUACACCAAGUCUGGAGCUUAGAUAG
This is a messenger RNA of Cadophora gregata, 1344 nucleotides long. RefSeq lists its product as uncharacterized. The transcript has 5 exons. The record is from RefSeq and is a predicted model, not a curated record. Gene Ontology annotation, cellular component: cytoplasm; cytosol. The coding region runs from base 1 to 1344 and encodes 447 amino acids. NCBI's taxonomy places the organism in Eukaryota, Fungi, Ascomycota, Leotiomycetes, Helotiales, Ploettnerulaceae. Gene Ontology annotation, molecular function: ATP binding; glutamate 5-kinase activity; RNA binding.